CGUCAGGCUUCGCACAUGGAAUUGCGAAGCACUUGCGCUUUUGCGUUCCAGCCAGCCGAGCUCACGGACGCGCGAGGAGAGCCGCCGCUCAUCGGUGCUGCGCACAGGCUGAGGGCUAUAUUCCGACACCCCACUGCAGAGGUUUUACUUUUAUAAGUUGGCUUUUUUAUUUUUUUUAUUUCGUUUCUUCAGAAAGACUGAUCUCUCCUUUACGCAAUGGAGAAGAUGUCUCGACCUCUUCCUAUAAACCCAACUUUCCUACCUCCGACCCACGGCGUCCUGAAAUCCCUGCUGGAGAACCCCAUGAAGCUGCCCUUUCACCACGAUGAAGGGUUUGGGAAAAACAAAGAGAAGGAGAAGAAGUUGGAAGAGGACGUAAACACUCUCAGUGCCCCUCAGUCCGCCUUCUUGGGGCCAACGCUGUGGGACAAGACCCUGCCGUACGAUGGGGACAACUUCCAGCUAGAGUAUAUGGACUUAGAGGAGUUUCUGUUGGAGAACAAUAUUCCUGCCAACCCUGGGAGCGAGCAGAGCCAGCCUUCCCAGCAGCCCCUGCAGCAGCAGCAGCCCCCCUCCGCCCCGCCUACACCUUCAGUGGUGGAUCUCAGUAACCGGACGGCCACGUCUGUUCACUCCGGGAUCGUGAGCCAGAGCUGCCUCCAGAGUCCCAGCAGAGCAGUUCUCCCUUCACGUGAUACGCCCAGUCCAAUAGAUCCGGACUCCAUCCAGGUUCCGAUCGGGUACGAGCCCGACCCCGCCGACCUCGCCCUCUCCAGUGUCCCGGGACAGGAAAUCUUCGACCCACGCAAACGCAAAUUCUCAGCAGAGGAGCUGAAGCCACAGCCCAUGAUCAAGAAAGCACGCAAGGUCUUCAUUCCAGAGGACUUGAAGGAUGACAGAUAUUGGGUACGGCGCAGAAAGAACAACAUCGCGGCCAAACGCUCCCGUGAUGCUCGCCGGCUGAAAGAGAACCAGAUCGCCAUCCGCGCCGGAUUCCUGGAGAAAGAGAACACGGCGCUCCGACAGGAAGUGGCCGACCUGCGGAAGGAACUCGGCCGCUGUAAGAACGUUCUGGCCAAAUACGAGGCACGGCACGGCCCUCUGUGAGCCCCUCCCACCUCCACAAACCCUGCCCACAUACACAAACGGGACUUCUGCAGCACCUCUUCAAGAAGCGGCGAAUUCUCUCUCUUUUUUGUUCAUGUUUCUCUUAACACUUUUCUCUUUACAAACCCAGUUUGUUCAUAAAAAAAAAAUCCUUGUGUACUUUCGCACAUUCACUUUUCUCUCUUUCCUUUUAUUUGUUUUGUUUGUCCAUGUAUUCCUUCAACAACGAUGGAUCGUUUGUCUGGAAAUGGGUUUCUCUUGAGUGUUUUAUACACCUGUAACACGGACUGAUAAAUAUUUUCCUUGCCGCACACCCUCCUGUCUGUCAAUCAUCCGCUUGCCCCGCCCCCUCUUCUCAGAAGCCCCGCCCACUUCCUGUUGCUAGAGCUUCUUUAUAAUGUGUAUAUUAAUGUAUUUUAGUUAUAUAGCUGUAACACAGCGACACCUUUCGUUCUGUGAAGUGUGUAUAACACUAGCUAGCGUCAGAACAUGAUGUUUGUUUCAUUCUUUUCCUAUUCUGUGAGUUUUUGUUUGUUUUAUUUCAUCAUUAAUUUUAAACCAACACCAGCGUAGUUUUUUUUGCGUCUUUCCUGCUUUGUCCAAGGAGCAAUAAGCCUGAAACUCCUCAGAGGGCAAAACACAUGAAAUGUAAGCUAAAGUUUCUGCAAAGCCUGUGCAUAGCACCAUCAUUUCUGCUGUAGUGCGGAAACUUUCCCUCCAGAAAUGCUGAAUAUUUUUUAUUUGUCUGUUUCUCUGCCUGCACUAAUGCGUGUUUCACAAUCUGAUCUGGGGCAAUGUUUCUACCUACAAUAUAAUCUGCCUGAUAUAUUUAUGGACUUUUUCUUCUCUUUUUCUCUUUUUUUUAUUUUAUUUUUUUCUAUUUUUUUUUUUUUCAAAAAUAUUCAGCUGUUAAUAACUAAUAUUGUUAUAGCUGUUCUUAUUGUCAUGGCUGUAUAGUAAUUUUUCCUGAUUGUUAAUUGUUUUAUUGGAUAUUUCAGCAUGAAUAUUGUUUUAAAGCUGCAGCCUAAAGCUAAUUGUAAAUUGGUCUUUUUGUUUUCUUAUUUUUACCCAGAGCAUGUUUUAAAAUCUUCAUUUGUUUUUAACCCCGUACAAACCGAUAUUUGUAGUGAUUUCUGUUCUUUCCUUCUGUUCUGCAGCUCGGCGUGACUGUCGGCUGUAUGACUGGAACGAAUGUGUUUUAGGAGGUUUUGAGGCGUUCGUUGAGCAGGACGGUGUUGUCUCAAAUACUGUGGUUGAAACCCAAUCAAUUUGUUUACUGCAGACCAAAAGAUACAGCACACAGAUUUAUUGAUAAAACAGAGUUUUAAUGUUUAUAUAUAUAUAUAUAAUAUGAAAUCUAUUCUAUAAGCUGUUUUGUACAGUAUUUUUCCUAUAUAAUACUGUCUGAAUAUUUUCAAGGCACAACAAAUCCAGAGUAGUGCAAGAGAAAUAUAUGAUAGCAUACUUUAUAUAUCUAUUAUUCAGAGCUAAGUGACGUAGUGUUUUGAUAUAUUAUGAAGUAUAAUACGGGGAGUAAAUGGAAACCCGUCAUCAUGUCCUCUAUUUUGGGCAUUAAAAACCUUCUGCACCCUUGUAUUCAGAUAGCCUUUAGUAUUCUGUCUCAGGAAACGCUAGCAGCCGGACCUCAAACCAUAACUCAUUAUAAGGAUUGAAUAUUUAUAUAUUGCUGUACAUCAGUAGUUUUUGCUUUAGUUUUUUUCAAUAGGAAGGAGCUAAAUUUUCUCAAUCUUACUCACACUCUUGAUGCUGUGUAAUGGGUUUCAUUGCAGAUCAUUUUACAGUAUUGCUCUUGGUUCUUUGAAUGGAAAUCUAAAGGCUAUGCUUUUUUUAGUUAAUAUGAGAGUGUUUUUCACAGCAGAGUGUUGAUAUUGAAUGUUUACUGCGGCAGCUCCGAGAGCUUUGGCUUGGUUGAAUGUUAAAAACAUGUCUUGUUGUGUCACUGGGUUGGUCUCGAAGGUCCUGUAAAAGUUUUUCUGAUCUGAGAUCAUUAUAUUCUUCUGUUUAUUCUAUUGAAAGAUGCAGGGUUUAAAGCCGGGAUGGCAGAUCUCAGGUCAGAAGUUGCGUCUGAUGCGCUGGUGACCUCACUGCAGACAGUAAAAGUCCUCGACUGCCCCGGUUGAGAUGUGCACAGAUCUGUAUUAUUGAGGAUUGAUGGGGAUGAAAUGAUGCUGUUUCUUUUAAUUUCCCCUCAUGUCUGUUUGUGGUCUAAAUGCAGAUGUGAGAUGCGUGUAAAAAGCCCUGUGUAGACUGUUUCUAUCUGUACAAAACCGAAAUAAAUCCAGGGUUAAGACAAA
Molecule: messenger RNA, 3422 nt
Organism: Carassius gibelio (silver crucian carp)
Lineage: Eukaryota; Metazoa; Chordata; Actinopteri; Cypriniformes; Cyprinidae
Gene: hlfa
Product: HLF transcription factor, PAR bZIP family member a
Exons: 4
Coding region: 217-1107 (296 amino acids)
Biological process (GO): regulation of transcription by RNA polymerase II
Cellular component (GO): nucleus
Molecular function (GO): RNA polymerase II cis-regulatory region sequence-specific DNA binding; DNA-binding transcription factor activity, RNA polymerase II-specific
Source: RefSeq, a predicted model, not a curated record